UAUAUUUUAUCUUCAGUCGGCGGCGAGACGUUAAAGUGUAUAAAUUUAGUGGAGUGUUUUUUUAAGUAAAAAAGUGUUUAUAAUAAAUUAAAAAAGCAAAAUAUAUAUAUUUUUUACAUAAUUUAUUUUUAUUAAAUAAUUUUAUACAAAAACAUUUUUUUAUAUUUAACAAAAAGAAAAAGUACAUUUUGCUAAAAGAAAAGUAGUUAAACAUGGCGCAGCAACAACAACCAGCCUAUGAAAAUAAGUUUAUUUAUGCCACUUUACCUCGCACUCAACGUGGCCAACCUAUUGUUUUGGGUUCCGAUCCUAAGGGUAAAAAUUUCCUGUAUACCAAUGGUAAUUCGGUUAUUAUACGUAAUAUAGAGAAUCCCGCUAUUGCUGAUGUCUAUACGGAACAUUCAUGUGCUGUUAAUGUUGCCAAAUAUUCACCAAGUGGUUUUUAUAUUGCAUCAGGAGGUGAGUAA
Molecule: messenger RNA, 467 nt
Organism: Lucilia cuprina (Australian sheep blowfly)
Lineage: Eukaryota; Metazoa; Arthropoda; Insecta; Diptera; Calliphoridae
Product: actin-interacting protein 1-like
Exons: 3
Coding region: 213-467 (84 amino acids)
Biological process (GO): locomotion; positive regulation of actin filament depolymerization; sarcomere organization
Cellular component (GO): cortical actin cytoskeleton
Molecular function (GO): actin filament binding
Source: RefSeq, a predicted model, not a curated record